AUGGGGACUUCAGUUGAAGGAGUGGCCAUCAAGUUGGAUUUAAGUCACACCGACUCGGUCACCUGCGAAGGCCGCACCUUGCUCAAGAGCUUUGUGGCCGCUUCAGCAAAGAGGGGUGAAUUGGUUCACGUGUUCAGCUUCGACACCUCAGAGGAAGAAUUCAAGGCUGGCUUUGGCACAGAAAUCAUCACCCGGACAUUGUUCCACGAUGCCUUCCGGGAUCCCCUCGGCUGGGCCGGAGAGGACGGUGCUGUGACUUUGAGAGAAUUCACCGCCUCGGGCCUGGUGGCGCGCCUGGUGGCUCAGACCUCGCAGGGGCCCCUCACGGUGGUCCUGGACUCCCUCAGUUGGCUGCUUCUGCGCUUGCCGUUCCCCAGCGUCUGCCAACUACUUGCUCAGCUGCUCAGGAAAAGCAAGGCAGCUGGUCUGAAGAUCACGAGGCUGGUGGCCCUUCUCCAUGGAGACUUACACCAGCCUGGGCAGCUGGAAACUUUACAUGCCUUGGCUCAUGUCGUGGUGUCACUGAAGCCGGAACAGGAGACCAUCCAUGUUGGGACCUGCGCUCCUCGAGUAGCUGUGAUAUUGGACCGAAGGAAAGGCCGAAAGGUGACUCAGAAGAAACAAUGCUUCACCAUCCUGUCGGGCUUUGCACUGAAAGAUCUCGGGGAGCCGCCAACGGCAGGCGUUUCCGGAGAAGAAGGUCUUGAGGAAAGCAAACCUGCUGCCACGGCUGACCCGAUGGCCCAUCUGACCUUCAACCUGCACCUGUCGGAGGCUGAGCGCAGGGCCAAGGAAUCUGUGCCCCUCCCAUACCACUUCAGUGAAGAAAAGAAAUUGUCUCUGCUCCAGAAGCCGGCUGGCCAAGCCAAAAUCUUUUAUGAGCCCGAUGCGGCAGAUGACGUAGAUGAGGAAGAUCCAGAUGACGACCUGGAUGUAUGAGCGAUGCCGAGGGACACCAAGAAUUGGGGAACGUGCCAAGUACGGCCCUGCCUGGUGGACUGGCCACCUUGCCACAGGACAGUCUCCUAAAAGGGUUGGAAAUUGGCCAUCCCAGCACCUCCUCCAGACUGCCCUCCCGGUGGCUUCCACGGCUAACUCACACCAGCCUAUCUGGGUUCGACAGAUCUUCUCAGAAGUGAAAGAACGGAUGAGUUGGCUGGAUCUUUCCUUCUUUCCGGAACCUUUUCGGAAUGCUAAGUGGACAUGUUAGAAGACUGGCCCCUUAGAGUUAGCCUUUGCUGGAGAAGACUGGUGUUAAGGAGAGGAGAGAGGUGUACACAGAGGGUUCCCACCUCUACCAGAAACAUGCUCUGUCUUCCUCCAAAUAGAUAAAAGUGCUUUUCAAUACAGAAACAUUGAUGGGGUGCUGGUUUAUGUUCCAUCUCACUCGGUGUCUUUAGUCGAUAUAUCUGUGGCUGCUCACAGGCCAGAGAGCUCUUCCCAAGCCAGUGAGGCUGGUCCUCUCCUUCUCGUCCUUCUGCCAGUAGACAGACUUUUAGGCAGCUGGGCUGAGUUGUUGUGAAAGGAGCUUUUCAUUCAAGGAGAUCCUGCCUCUUGUUUUCUGCUUUUGUUAUUGACCUGUUUGUUUUCAACAGCUUUUAAAGUGGCCCCUGUAUAGGUCUUGUUCCAUGUCUUUAAUUUGUACUGGUUUUAAAAAUUGGCACUAACUGUUGUGGGUCUGUUUGUGGGGUGCAGUUUAAUACCUAAAAUCCCCAGUUUUU
This is a messenger RNA of Pogona vitticeps (central bearded dragon), 1721 nucleotides long. NCBI's taxonomy places the organism in Eukaryota, Metazoa, Chordata, Lepidosauria, Squamata, Agamidae. The record is from RefSeq and is a predicted model, not a curated record.